AUGGAUCUUGACUCGGAGAUGAACGACACAAACAUCGACCGUGAAUUAUUAAAUGCGGUAGAGGACGUGGAGAUGCUGAAUUUACAAGGUGUAAAUUCAGCAUCUCGACAGCAAUCGCUGCCGCCGCCGCCGCCGCCUCCACUACCGCCGACAACGACGGCGAAUCUGCAGCAGCAGCCGCCGCCGCCGCCUCCGCUACCGCCGACAACGACAGCGAAUCUGCAGCAGCAGCCGCCGCCGCCGGCGCCGCCGACGACGGCGACGACGCCGCAGCCGCCGACAACGGCGAUGACGUCGCAGCCGCUUCUGCAGCAGCCACCGCUAACGCUGCCGCCGCCGCCGCCGCAGCCGACAUCGUCGCGAGGAUCGUCGCGAGAAGUAUUCUUCUCGAAACCUCGAUGGCAGAAAGGCGGAAGGGGCAGAUGGGGCAGAGGGGAAGGCCGAGGAUGGGGACGAGGACGAGGACGAGAACGCGGACGCGGACGCGGACGCGGACACGGCCAAGGUCCAGGAUACUGGACCGGCAAUAUCAAUUUUUAUUGUUAA
Messenger RNA from Vollenhovia emeryi, 546 nucleotides. Its product is annotated as formin-like protein 3. The transcript is spliced from 3 exons. Lineage: Eukaryota; Metazoa; Arthropoda; Insecta; Hymenoptera; Formicidae. The record is from RefSeq and is a predicted model, not a curated record. Bases 1 to 546 code for a protein of 181 amino acids.